Molecule: messenger RNA, 945 nt
Organism: Ceraceosorus bombacis
Lineage: Eukaryota; Fungi; Basidiomycota; Exobasidiomycetes; Ceraceosorales; Ceraceosoraceae
Source: the annotation of a GenBank genome assembly
AUGUUGGAAAAGCGCCCGGCUGCAGCCCCAACCUCUUUCCCUCUCGCUUCCACGCUGAGGAUCGGCAUCGUUCAUGCCAGGUGGAACACAGAGUGCAUCGAUGCGCUGGUCAAGGGGAGUGUGGACAGCCUGCUCAAAUCAGGUGUGAAGAAGGAAAACAUCCACAUCGAAAGUGUGCCUGGAAGUUGGGAGCUGCCUCAUGGAACGAGCAGGUGAGUUGGUCGAGCGACGGCCAAACGGGGCGAUCGAGCGCGACAGGCAGAUCGCAGCCUCGCUGAUCUACCAUUGCGCCGCUUUGGACCUUGUGAUCAUCUCAUCAGAAUGAUCGCUGCGUCUCAAAUCCAAGCUUCGUCGGCAGCGACGGAUUUGAUGGGUGCUACGUCGCUGCUGGAUGGGGAAGAUUCCAAGCCCGAAUCUCAAACCUCAUCCGGUCCGCUCGACGCCAUCAUCUCCAUUGGUGUGCUCAUCAAAGGCUCUACCAUGCACUUUGAAUACAUCUCCGAAGCUUGCGUGCACGGUCUCAUGAGGAUUGGACUGGACACCAACGUACCCGUCAUCCUAGGUGUGCUCACUGCGCUUACGGAGGAACAGGCAAAGCAGAGAUCUGGGAUUGGAGCGAAUGCGCACAACCAUGGAGAGGACUGGGGCACUGCUGCCGUCGAGUGAGUGCGCGAGUGGUCGCUGCAUGGAACACGGGAGAAGGGCAGCGUCUGUGUGCACAGGGUCAGGGAUGCGCCGUGUGUAGCGCAGCUUGGCGCACAGUCUUGAUGCCAUGGCACUCCGGGUGGAGUCGCCUAAGUACCUGUAGUUAAGAGGCUCGACGCCAUGCAUGCUGCACAGUACCGCUGACCCAACAUGCGCCUUCCCUCCCCCUUCAUGUCUUUGCCCACACGCAGGAUGGCAAGCAAGACGAAGGGCUGGGCCGAGGGCAAGUUGGCGAAGUGA